Messenger RNA from Alnus glutinosa, 1006 nucleotides. RefSeq lists its product as uncharacterized. The record is from RefSeq and is a predicted model, not a curated record. The transcript is spliced from 3 exons. Lineage: Eukaryota; Viridiplantae; Streptophyta; Magnoliopsida; Fagales; Betulaceae. Bases 80 to 781 code for a protein of 233 amino acids.
GCCGAUUGGUCGUCUUUGUUGGCCUUUGGUAGGUAAUUUUACUUGAGCGUCGGAAACUGUAAAGGAGAAGACGAGAAAUAUGUUUGGUUUGGCGACUCCCACUCUGGGAUCUUGGUCUUCCAUGAUAAUUCAGGUGUCCACUCGGACACAAACCCAAUAUGGUGGUGGUGGUGGUGGUGGUGGUGGUGCUGCUGCUAUUGCUAUUGGCAAAGGCUGUAGAAGCAGGAGCUCUUUUGGUAAUUGCAAUAAAUGCAGGGGAUUUUUCUCCUCCUCCUCCUCGUCUUCCUCUGUUAAGACAGCUGUCGCCGCCUUUGAUUCCGACCACCUCAGUUCCUCCAAUUCCGCGGACAAGCAACAAGCCAACAAAUAUUAUUUUGUUGUUGCAAACGCAAAAUUCAUGCUGGAUGAAGAGGAGCAUUUCCAGGAGCUCUUGUCUGAGCGGCUUCGUCUCUAUGGAGAGCGUAACAAAGAGCAGGACUUCUGGCUUGUGAUUGAACCCAAGUUCUUGGAUAAAUUCCCUAGCAUUACUAAGAGAUUACGAAGACCUGCUGUCGCUCUGGUUUCAACCAAUGGUCCCUGGAUCACGUUCAUGAAGUUAAGACUGGACCGAGUUUUAUCGGAAAGCUUCGAAGCUGACAGUCCUGAAGAAGCAUUAGCCUCUAAUCCUACCAAUCUAGAAUUUGAAAAGCCAGAAAAAUGGGUGGCACCUUACCCAAAGUAUGAAUCUGGAUGGUGGGAGCCCUUCUUGCACCCUGGAUCGAGAGAGGGGGUCAAAGUAUAAAACAUUUUUCCCUUUCUGCUAAGCCUUGUCUAUUUUCCUUAUCAAUCUGGAUUGUAUUGCUAACUAGCAUUUGAAAUUGGUGAGGUUUGCAAACAACUUUGUAAGAUAGUGCAGGCAGUUCAUAAUUUUAUUUUGAAGGUUGGCAGCUCAGGAAGUAAGAUCUAGGAGUUGCAUUUGAGAAUGUGAAGAGUGUUUAGUAUAAAUAAUAUGAUGAAAUUAGCAUUA